UGGCGCUUCCUUGGCACAUGGGAAGGCUUCAUGAUGGUGCGCUUCGCCGCUCAGAGCUCCCAUCCCGAGUGCUACGCCGUGAAUGGCGUCAACUGUCUGCUUGGCGAGAACGUCGACGACCUCUUGCCACUACUGGCCGCGUACGAAGGCAAUCGGACCAGCGGCAACAACGAUACGAGUCUCUCAACAUUUCCAGCGCCGUGCGGACCCGCGCGUCGAGAGCACUGGGGCAACGAAGGCUACUCUGGCUCAAACGAGUGGUGCUGGGCGGCAAAACGGCAGCUUCCGCUCUUUGACGCUCGUGGCAGCCUCGCCCACUGUGUCUCCGGGCCUCUCGGUAUUGCGGCCGUGCGGUCUUUCCAGCAAAGAUCGUAUUGCGUCUCCAAAGUCCAAUGGUCGUCGUUUGGGGAGUGCCGAUUCUUCUCCAACUGGGCGACGUGCCAAGCGAGCGUCGAGCGACUGCUUCUUCAAGACGACGGUUUGUACUCCUACGGCGAGUCGAGCUGCAAUGGCAACGAGAAAACGUGCGUCGACCCACCAAGUUACAACUACGGUUUCUCGCUGCCGUCGGGGGAUGGUCUUUUCGGCGGCAUCCUCGCGGGUCUCUUUGCAGUUGGCGUGCUCGGCGCUCUCGCUGGCUUUUACAUCAAGAAGAAGGACCGUCAGAUGGCAGCCUCGCGACCUGCGAUUGAAGCCACCGUGUGCUCGAGCAAGGACGGCGACGAGGACGACGAGGAAGAUGAUUUUCCCGUCUAUCGAGCCUCCAACUACGUGCGGGAUGAUUCAAGAUCUGAGCCUGAGCAGCCCUAGUUAAAAGAUAUUGGAUCCAAUGUACAUUAUUUGCAUCUUUGAAACCUGCUAAUACACUUGUGGCUAGU
Messenger RNA from Saprolegnia diclina VS20, 878 nucleotides. RefSeq lists its product as hypothetical. NCBI's taxonomy places the organism in Eukaryota, Oomycota, Saprolegniomycetes, Saprolegniales, Saprolegniaceae. The transcript has a single exon. The record is from RefSeq and is a predicted model, not a curated record. Bases 31 to 810 code for a protein of 259 amino acids.